Sodiomyces alkalinus F11 is the source of this 1319-nucleotide messenger RNA. Its product is annotated as dihydroceramidase. NCBI's taxonomy places the organism in Eukaryota, Fungi, Ascomycota, Sordariomycetes, Glomerellales, Plectosphaerellaceae. The coding region runs from base 247 to 1050 and encodes 267 amino acids. The transcript is spliced from 3 exons. Gene Ontology annotation, biological process: ceramide catabolic process; ceramide biosynthetic process. The record is from RefSeq and is a predicted model, not a curated record. Gene Ontology annotation, cellular component: endoplasmic reticulum membrane.
ACUUCCAUCCCUUUACCAACUUCAUCCCUUACGUACCUUGCAUCACUUUUUGCAAUUUUCGCACUCUGUACGGAGCAUCUGCACAUGCGAAUUUUUUUUAAAAAGCAGUCCAAAUACCAAAUACCCACCAAAGCCGCUUUCCAACCAUCCGAGCCAUCCGGCAUUCGUACACUACUUGCCAGUAAACAGAGCAUUCAGCAUCUUUGCUCAUCAGCGUCCAGACAUCGCACAUCUCCUCACCUCGCCAUGGGCCAUCACAACCGUCACUAUGCGGGCGAUCCGCAUGCCCAUACUGGUGUUUGGGGCUCACCGACUAGUGCCGCCAACUUCUGCGAAGAAGACUAUGCCGUGACAAGUCUCAUCGCCGAGUUUAUCAACUGCUUGUCCAACCUAGCGUACAUCUACUUCGCCCUCCGGUACCCCCGGAAAACCCGCCCAGGAACACUAUGGCACCAAAAGCUAGACUUCAUGGCCAUCUCCCUGAUGGGCGUCGGCAUCUCCUCCGGCAUCUACCACGGCACCCUCCGCCAAACGACCCAGUACCUCGACGACCUCUCCAUGUUCCUCCUCGCCGGCGCCCUCCUCCACCCGCUCUACGCCGCGAACCAGACCGCCACCGUGCGCGCUCUCGUCAGCCUCAUCCUCGUCGCCGUCAUCGGCGGCAUGUCCGUCGUCUACGUCCGCUCGGGCAACAUCCUGAUCCACACGUACACCUUCAUCGCGCUGCUCACCUUCGUCUGGCCGCGCACCAUCUACCUCAUCCACUGGACGGCGUCCCGGCCCCCGGCCGAGAAGCGCGCCCUCAUGCGGCGGUUCUGGAAGGCGUUCUGGGCCCUCGGCGUCGGGUACGCGCUGUGGCAUGUCGAUCUCGAGCUGUGCUGGCAGCUGCGCGGGUUGCGGGAGAUGGUCCCCAUGCCGCUGGGCUGGCUUUUGGAGAUGCAUGGGUGGUGGCAUUUCCUUACCGCGCUGGGGGCGAGCCACUUCAUCCGGUUGAUUCGGUCGGUGACGGACGGCGUGGACGGCUCUGCCGGGAAGGAGAGGAAGGCUUGAGUUGGGAUGCCUUUUGUGUUUCUUCUUUCCUGGAUGUGCUCGCUCGGCUCUGUGCACAUGACUUGACGUACCUUACGUUGCAGGACGCUUUUUGGUUGACUACCUUGGCCCAUUAGACCUCCCGGGAUGCGCUGUAUGUUUUCUGUAUGGGGUACUUUGGGAUUCAGCGAGUGGUUUGCGAUCAGUUCAGGUUAGGAUAUCCGUGGACCAGGAGGACAUGGUCACAUGGGGACAGCCAUGCAGCGAAUGAGAAGAUACCACUUAGCGGA